This is a messenger RNA of Cornus florida, 1347 nucleotides long. RefSeq names its product UPF0481 protein At3g47200-like. Bases 1 to 1347 code for a protein of 448 amino acids. The record is from RefSeq and is a predicted model, not a curated record. The transcript has a single exon. NCBI's taxonomy places the organism in Eukaryota, Viridiplantae, Streptophyta, Magnoliopsida, Cornales, Cornaceae.
AUGGCCAACGAAGAAAUUUCAAAUCUUGAUGAGAUGUUGGAUUCCCUGCAGAAAAAGAUGGAUGAAAAUAGAUCAUACAACAUGAUGUCUCCGAUGGUUGGCGAACUGACGGCGCCAAAGGUCCAUGGCAUGUAUGAGGUCCCGGAUGUGCUUCUUGAACAAAACAGAGAUGCCUAUACUCCAAGCUGCGUAUCUAUUGGGCCUUUUGGCAGAUUAUGGAGUGAAGAUGUAAAGGAGAUGGAGGCGGUCAAAUUGAGGUAUAUGACUCAGCUACUUGAGCGAAAUGGAACACUUGCGGCAACACUAAGGGAAUGUACGCAAGCUAUGUUGAUGCUAGAGGGCCGUGUUUGGGGAUGCUAUUACCAAAUUGGUGUAUAUAGAGACAUUACUGCACAAAUGUUGAUGAUUGAUGGUUGUUUCAUAAUUGAACUUCUUUACAAGAAAUGGGUAGAGAUGUCUGACCCGAUUUUGCAGAACCAUUUGAAGUACCAUCAGAUCAAACGUGACCUGCUAUUGCUCGAGAACCAAAUCCCCUUCUUCGUUCUUGAAGAAUUGUUCAGGCUGACAGUGGAACGAAUCCUGGAAACUACUACUACUACUAUUGGCCGCGGAGUCACCCUCCGUAGAUUUGUCAUUUCAUUCUUUGGGGAUAUGAUGGGAGUAGAAACGAUUGAUGAAACAGAAAACUUGGAAAACAAGUCCCCUUAUCAUAUACUCCAUUUUUUACACAUUUGUUAUCUAUCUUCUUUUCAGAAGAAGGCACCCGUAUUGUACAAACACAGAGAGAAACCUAGAUUCAAAUAUAGUGCAACAAAACUGCAGAGUGUAGGAGUCAAGUUUGGGACACGGAACAGAGUAAGCUUGUUUGAUUUGAAAUUUAGUACGGAUCGUCCUUGCUUUUGUUUCUGGAGAAGAGGUCAUUUUAAAAUCCCACGUUUCUCUGUCAAUGAUUCUACUGAAUCAUUCUUACGAAACUUCAUUGCUUUCGAGCAUUGUUGUCCCGGUAUUGACAAGUAUUUCACAUCGCAUGCCGUUGCCAUGAGUAUCCUUAUGGACUCCGCAGAAGAUGUUAAAUUGCUCGAAGAAGCCGGAGUCAUACGUAACAAUUUGGGUUACAGUGAAGCGGUGUCAGAACUCUUCAAGGAUAUUACCAGCGAAGAAGCCAUUGUAAGAAAUCAAUACCUUCUUUAUAAAGAUCUGUGGAUGCAGGUGUUAGAUUUUUGCUCACCUUGGCGACUAGCGUUUGCUAAUGUGACGACACAAAUGGCAGUAGCCGCUGUCAUUAUUCUCAAUCUCAUCACACUUUUGUCCUCUGUCUACACCGUUCUUUCUUAUUACCGCAACUAG